CUCCAGGACCGCCUCCUCUCUGUUUUUAAAAGCCAAUCAAAAAUGGUAGAUUUCUGUUGUUAGGCUAAAGAAAGCCGCACAGGUUAAACAGUUUAUUAGGGAGGACUAUAGUCUGCAAAUAACCUGAAAUCCAGGUUUCACAGAAAUCACGAGCCAUGUCACAUGACGAACGUGUACAAACCAAGCCGGAAGUGGAGUGACGAACUGACGCACGACGUCAACCGGAACAGCUGUGCAACGGCCCCAAAACAGAAAACAUCAAGACAGUAUUUUAGUCUGAAUUAAAGCUGGAUCAAGAUGACUACACCUGAAAAAUACCCCAGGUCUUCAAUUGAAGAUGAUUUCAACUAUGGAACAAAUGUUGCGACAGCGAGUGUGCAAAUCCGGAUGGAUUUCCUGCGCAAGGUAUACACCAUCCUGUCUCUUCAGAUCAUCCUGACCACUGCUACCUCUGCUCUCUUCAUGUACUGUGACACCAUCAAGGACUUUGUCCAUUCAAGUCCAGCGGUUGUGUUGGUGUCAGCCAUUGGCUCCCUGGUGUUGAUCAUUGCCCUGGCCUUCUACAGACAUCAACAUCCCAUUAACCUGUACCUGCUUGCCGCAUUCACUCUGUUGGAGUCGGUCUCUGUUGCUACCGCAGUGACCUUCUAUGAGUAUUCCAUCGUGCUCCAGGCCUUCUUCCUCACAGCAGCUGUGUUCCUUGGGCUGACUGCCUACACCUUCCAGUCUAAGAGAGACUUCAGUAAACUGGGAGCUGGACUGUUCUCCUGCCUGUGGAUCCUGAUCAUCGCUGGUUUCAUGAAGCUCUUCUUCCAGAACGACACAGUGGAGCUGCUGUUUGCUGGUGCGGGAGCUCUGUUGUUCUGUGGCUUCAUCAUCUCGACACCCACCUCCUGAUGCACCAGCUGUCCC
Molecule: messenger RNA, 912 nt
Organism: Oncorhynchus gorbuscha (pink salmon)
Lineage: Eukaryota; Metazoa; Chordata; Actinopteri; Salmoniformes; Salmonidae
Product: protein lifeguard 4-like
Exons: 8
Coding region: 298-897 (199 amino acids)
Biological process (GO): negative regulation of apoptotic process
Cellular component (GO): membrane
Source: RefSeq, a predicted model, not a curated record